AUCUGUAUAAAUACCGACACGAUUCGGAGUUGAUUCACAAUUUGAAAUCCAAAACUUCAGCAGUAACGCUUAUUACAAGAUGAGAUCUUUGGCUGCCUCAGUCCUCAUUGCCGCCGCCUGCUUCUCGAUUUUUCCUGAAGCCCAGACAACUGAUUACUGCACCAUCAGCACAUGCCCCGUGCCAACGGAUAACACGCUCUGCAAAUACUCGACCACUACUUGGGGAGCAGCUUGCCAACCGGCCUACCCAACUAGUUCGAUCGUGACCGAUGCCGACAUCGUGACCAUUUUGAAUGUGCACAACGAUUACCGACGUAAAGUUGCGCAGGGCCUUGAGACUCAAGGAAGUCCAGGGCCUCAACCCCCUGCGUCCAACAUGAGAGAAUUGAAAUGGGACCAAGAGCUCUCCGACAUGGCAGCAGCCCACGCCCAACAGUGUGUGUUCCAACACGACAGUUGCAGAAACGUUCCUCGUUUUCAAGUGGGUCAGAAUUUGUACAUUUUCAAGUCUCAAUCCGACACCGCUGGCACUUCAGACUGGAAUGGAGCCAUAACCGCUUGGUACAACGAAGUUCAAUACAUGAACACCACUUAUGUCCAAUCCCUCCCAUCAAGCCCACCAAAUGUAAUUGGACACUACACGCAAUCAGUAUGGGCGGAUACGUAUCUUGUUGGCUGUGCAGUUGCUUACUUCAAAACUACGACGAGCAUUUCGUUUCCCUAUAAUAGAAUGUACGUUUGCAAUUACGGUCCAACUGGCAAUUAUCGCGGCUAUGCUGUUUAUAAGCAAGGAACAGCCGGUUCUGCCUGUCCCGCAGGUACUGUGAACAGCAACGGCUUGUGUAACUUGGAAACAAGCAAUCGUUGUGGUGAUUUGGGCUCAAUUUGUUUUUGAGCUUAAUGAUCUGUCGUGGACAUUAAUCCCCCUGAUUUUUUGGCGCCUAUAAAAUCCUAGUGCAGUAGUUUGAAAAUACAUUUAAUCAGUCAGCA
Daphnia pulex (common water flea) is the source of this 990-nucleotide messenger RNA. RefSeq names its product venom allergen 5-like. Gene Ontology annotation, cellular component: extracellular region. The record is from RefSeq and is a predicted model, not a curated record. Lineage: Eukaryota; Metazoa; Arthropoda; Branchiopoda; Diplostraca; Daphniidae. Bases 80 to 895 code for a protein of 271 amino acids. The transcript has 7 exons.